Molecule: messenger RNA, 567 nt
Organism: Ornithodoros turicata
Lineage: Eukaryota; Metazoa; Arthropoda; Arachnida; Ixodida; Argasidae
Exons: 2
Coding region: 1-567 (188 amino acids)
Cellular component (GO): chitin-based extracellular matrix
Molecular function (GO): structural constituent of chitin-based larval cuticle
Source: RefSeq, a predicted model, not a curated record
AUGCAGCUACCACAGUCACUGAGAAACAAGGGCAUAGCGCGUCCAUUGCAUUCGGAGGUCGCCCUGGACUUGAGGCUACCCGCGGUGGAGACACCUCAAUAUGAUACGGACCACGGACACUACAAGUUUGGCUACGACAUCGUCAACCACUACGGUGCCAGGAACGGACGCUGGGAGGCCGGAUCUGCUUACGGUCCAGUCGUCGGUUCUUACUACCUGGGUGACAUCGACGGUAGACACCGUACCGUUAACUACGUAGCAGACAAGCACGGCUUCCGCGCCGUCGUUAAGACCAACGAACCCGGCACCAAGACAAGUCUUCCUGCCGCUGCACCUUACGUAUCUGCUCACGGAAAGCACGUUCCUGCUUACGGCCACGGUGGUUACGGUCACGGAGGCUACGGUCACGGCGGCUAUGGUGGAUAUGGUCACGGAGGUUACGGUGGCUAUGGACACGGCGGUUAUGGUGGAUAUGGAGGAUACGGUCACGGAGGCUAUGGUGGUUAUGGUCAUGGAGGCUAUGGUGGUUAUGGUCAUGGAGGCUAUGGUCACGGAUUCUACGGUUAA